AUGGCCGACCGCCGCCCGCCCGCUGCGGCCCCGCUGCUGCGCGCAGCCCUUUGCCUGCUGUGCUGCGCCCCGGCUGCCGUGCGCGCCGUCCCGGAGCUCGGGCUCUGGACCCAGGCGGUCGACGACAAAUCAGGACCCUUGAUAUUUAGGAAAACUAUGUUUAACUCUACUGAGAUCAGGUUUUCUGUUAAGUCAUUCAGUUGUCUGAGGCCUGUGAAGUUUACCAUAGAGUGGACCUUGAAGUAUCAUACCUGUCACAACGAGUACCCUGAGCUGGAAGAGAUGUCCCAAAAACACGAACUUGAAGAAGACUUUUGUGCUUAUUUGAAGAACAUCAACUGCUGGACAACAAAAAAUGAAAACUUAGAUUGCAACAGUGAUUUACAGGUGUUUCCCUCAUUGAACAAUAAAGAACUAACAGGUAUCAGAAAUGCUUCCAAUCAGGAAGGAUCGAUGGAUAUUGUAGCCAGAACACAGAGAGAUGGGUUUCACAUCUUUAUUGUUUCUAUUAAAACGGAAAAAGCAGACGCCAGCUGGAAUUUGAAUGUUUCUCUUUCAAUGAUGGGACCUCAUGGAUAUAUCUCUGCAUCAGAUUGGCCUCUGAUGAUUUUUUACAUGGUGAUGUGUAUUGUUUAUAUAUUAUAUGGUAUACUCUGGCUGACGUGGUCUGCCUGUUACUGGAAAGAUAUAUUAAGAAUUCAGUUCUGGAUUGCAGCUGUGAUUUUCCUAGGAAUGCUUGAAAAAGCAGUUUUUUAUUCAGAAUACCAAAACAUCAACAGCACCGGACUAUCAACCCAAGGCUUAUUGAUAUUCGCCGAGUUGAUAUCUGCAGUUAAGAGGACGUUGGCCCGCCUCCUGGUGAUCAUUGUGAGCUUGGGCUAUGGUAUUGUGAAGCCACGUCUAGGAACCGUCAUGCACCGGGUGAUUGGACUGGGUCUGCUCUACUUCAUCUUUGCUGCUCUGGAGGGUGUGAUGAGAGUCAUUGGGGCGAGUGAUUCUGACCUUGUCCUUCUGGCCAGCCUGCCUCUCUCCCUGCUCGACUCGGGCUUGUGCUGGUGGAUUUUUAUAAGUUUGGCACAAACGAUGAAGACCCUGAGGCUAAGAAAAAACACAGUGAAAUUUUCCUUAUAUAGGCACUUUACAAAUACUCUCAUAUUUGCUGUGUUGGCUUCCAUAGUGUUUAUGGUGUGGACAACCAAAACAUUUAGAAUUGCAAAAUGCCAAUCAGACUGGAUGGAACUCUGGGUGGAUGAGGCCUUUUGGAGCUUCCUGUUCUCACUUAUCCUUAUUGUAAUAAUGUUUUUGUGGAGACCAUCGGCAAAUAAUCAGAGAUAUGCAUUCAUGCCCUUAAUAGAUGAUUCUGAUGAUGAAGUUGAAGAAUUCAUGGUAACGUCUGAAAAUUUAACUGAAGGAAUAAAAUUAAGAGCCUCAAAAACUGUUUCUAAUGGAGCAGCUAAACCUGCUACUUCUGAUAAUUUUGAUGAAGAUUUGAAGUGGGUGGAAGAAAACAUCCCCUCUUCAUUCACCGAUGUAGCACUUCCAGUGUUGGUGGAUUCAGAUGAGGAAAUUAUGACCAGAUCUGAAAUAGCUGAAAAAAUGUUCUCUUCAGAAAAGAUUAUGUGAUCGGAAUGAGUAUAAAUAAAACCAAGGUCACGGCCUCAGACUGUGAUGGGUGGGAGCUUGUUAGGGGGCAGCCAGCAAGCUCUGUUCCUGCUGCCCUGGACAUCACACGAUAAAGGAAGGACUCAGUGGAGGCUGUGCGUCCUCGACAGCUGACUUCUCUGUGUCUGCCGGAGUGAGUGGCUGGACUUGGAAGUCAUCUGAGAAGAGCACGAGGAGGAAGCCGUGUGCACAGACGCCUGCUGGUGACGUGCCAGCAUCGGAUUGGGGUUCUCUCUUUUCUCUGGAAAAAAGGAUCAUUCCAGGUUUCUUUAAAUUAUAUAAAGUCUCCUGCUGUUCUUUCUAUUCACUUUGAGAUAGAUAAUGUGAUUCUUCUGAAGUAUAGCGUGUCUGUGUCCCCAUCUUUGGGAUUUAUAAUUACUAGAAGCAGUAAUGAUUUUUUGUUUUACUUUUAUACUGAAGUGACUUAACAUUGGAAUGUGGGCAUGUUGAUAUGUCUCAUUUUGCUUUUUUUUUUGGUCUGCACAAUGCCAUUGUUUGUGAAUACCACCAUGAGCAUCAGAUCAUGGAGUUAGGUAGGUCUUCUCUGAGCUCAGGGGAACACAUGUGCACAAAGAGAAAAGUCUUAAGGGUUCCUUCCACAGAUUUGCUCUGCCACUGCCCCACCUUGGGCCACGGGUACGCGAGCUACUGCUGAAUCUGCUGGGCAGGUGGUGGACAGCUGGCCACGUGGUGCCCCACAGCACCUCCUGCCUGGCAGGUUGGGAGGCCCACUACUGCUGAGCCUGGUGGAAACUAGAUCUGUGUCUUGUACACAAUCUUGGCAUCUUCGUCUUAUAAUAAAGGCACAUUGAACUGCAGAGUACAUCACUGCUGAUCUGGUAAUUGCUUUGUUAAUCUUCAGCCAUGUUUUGCUGCUUAUUUGUCACAUUUGUUGGUGACAUAUGGGUUGGCAGGGGGUUUUUUUAGUGUCUUUCUUUAAAAUAGUGUGGACAUAUGCAGUUGGACAUAGUGUGAUGAAAUUGUGAAUGUGCCACUCCUUGCAUGACCAAAGAUAGAGGGCUGGCGACCUGUGAGGCGGUGAUGAGGGGCGCAUCUCGCCUGUCCUCUGCAGGAGUCCAGCCUGUGAACUGAGAGUGACUUCAGAGCAUUUGAGAAGACAGGAAAAUCUUGACCAUCGCAAACCUUUUUUCUUCACUGUGAAGCCUCAGAAUGGUUUCCUUUCCUCUCAGAAGCCUUUCUGACCUGCCUCCUGUGGUCACAAAGGAGGUUAGUAAGAAGACUGCCUUCAGGCAGCAGCUUCUCCUGGGAGGCCUCGCCUCACAGCGGUGCUCAGCGGGGAGCCCUGGCAGGACAGCGUUGCUGGCCCCUCUGGAGACAGGCAGGUUUGCCAAGUGGUGCUCGCUCUGGACACCCUUCCUGGGAGGAGGGGGGCUAGUUGAAGGGUUCUGGUUCCGUCCUUCGCUCAGUUUGUGCCAGGGUGAUGGCUGCCCACCGAGUUUCCCAGCACCUGGGUCUGCUCUGGUUUGGGUGCUCUGCCUUUGGCCCAGCUGGUUCAGGACUGGAGGUGUCUGCUGACCUCCUACCCCACGAUUUGCGGUGGGUUGACCCCUGACUCGGCACACAGCUGGGGUUGAUCUGAGAGGCCGAGUCUUGGGCCUGCAGCCAGGAGGCACGUGAGCAUGGUGGGUGGGAGUGGGGGCUGAUGGCAGGUGUCACACUGAGGGGAACCAGCCCCCACAGGCCUUGCUGCUGUUCAUAGGGACAGUUCUUUCUCCCGCCAUGUAGCUCAGCAAGGGCUGAAGGGCAGCCGCUCCUCUGCGCCCUCAGGAGGCAGGUUCCCUCCUGCCGCUGCUGCUGAAGAGCAUGUGCAAUGUCUGUCCCUCCUGGUGGUGGUGUCAUCUGUAUUUCUGGGGAGCAGGAGGGGUCUGCUCUGGCACUUGGCUUCCAGGUCCAGGGAGGAUGGCGGAAUGUCCCCAGGGCGCACAACUCCUUCCUCAGGGCCUCGAGGCCUGGGGCCUGCUCUAGGGGUUAUUUUAGGAAGCCUUGGCGAGGCCUAAGGGAAGGGCUCACUUUGGUAUGAAGUGUGAAAUUUGCCUAAGAGGAAAUUUUCAUGAUUUGAAGUAGAUUAAAUAUCUCCUUUAAAGUGUAGACACUUUAUUGCAAAAACUAAGGAAAAAUAGCUGAUUAUUUUAUGCCUAGAGGUAAUUUUCCCUUACUUUCUUGUAAAGGAAAUAUUUUUUCUAAUCUUUCAUAUCCCUUCCUCUCUGUAUUACAGAACAUUAGAUUUGCACUACUAUAACGUCGACUCAAAGUAUAAAAGUGUAUAGAUAAGUUUGAUUUUAUAUCUUCCUUUUGAAAUCGGUCUGGGGAGCCUCCCUGGCUGUCACGCUAGGGAGGUCUCUGCUCCUAGUCCUUGUCUUUUGUGGCAGCAGCAGGAGGCAGCCCUGCCCAGCACCGCCCUGCACGACAGAAGCUUGACACAGGCACGUUUUGAACAUAUCAGCUGUAUGUAUGUAAGUGACAGAAGUCGAUUUUUUAAGGAAGUGUAUGUUAUGCCACAGGAACUCAUGGCUGGGUUAAGAAUCUUCUUUAGAACUAGGAAAGUGUUUUAUUCAUAUAUUUGGGGAGAAAGUUUGGGGGCUUAAAAAUUGUAUUUUUUAUAUAAAAAACUUAAAUUAUUCUAUAACUUGAAAGAAAUUUAUUUGAAUAUAGGACAUGACUAUUUGAAGGAUUUUUGUUUGAAAUAUUAAUGUAUUUUUGUGCCUUAAAAUUGGUUCUUUUAAUAAAAUGCUUUCUGAAAGUUUA
This is a messenger RNA of Marmota flaviventris (yellow-bellied marmot), 4428 nucleotides long. Lineage: Eukaryota; Metazoa; Chordata; Mammalia; Rodentia; Sciuridae. The record is from RefSeq and is a predicted model, not a curated record.